Molecule: messenger RNA, 2150 nt
Organism: Gadus morhua (Atlantic cod)
Lineage: Eukaryota; Metazoa; Chordata; Actinopteri; Gadiformes; Gadidae
Gene: nabp1a
Product: nucleic acid binding protein 1a
Exons: 6
Coding region: 807-1487 (226 amino acids)
Biological process (GO): double-strand break repair via homologous recombination; mitotic G2/M transition checkpoint; response to ionizing radiation
Cellular component (GO): SOSS complex
Molecular function (GO): DNA binding
Source: RefSeq, a predicted model, not a curated record
AGUUUGGGGCAUUGUCAAACAGGAGGGAAGACGUGUGUCAAACUAUGUGAAAUAGGAUAAAUAGCGUAGGUUAUUGUUAAAAUUAUUAAGGCAUAAAUAUAAGGCUUAACUUAAAACCUGACAUACGCUUAGGGCUGUAAAGUUAGGGUCCAUACUUUCAAAAAGGUACACUGAUGUUGAUGUUUAACAAAGAGGAGUUAGCUAGACUGCUAACAUGCUAACAUAGCUCCUAUACGCUCAAGGGGUGCACACAAUAACCGAUUUGACGACGUUAUUUACAUACGUCUUCUUAGUCACAUAUAUGGACGUAUUUAACAAAGAUUAUUUACAAAUGCCAGCUAUUUUAACUUGUGUGCGAGCACGCAAAGCGAGGUUAUUUGCUCGUCUCUGCAAAAAGUGACAGGCAUUUAAAUCACAAGAGAUAACUAGUUUAAUAUCAACUGGAUUGAGUCCACCACAAUUGCUUAUUUUUCUCACUGCUUCUCGACCUUGGCAGAAGUGUAAGAUCACCUUUUGGCUGAAGAGGAAGUGGACGAUGGAAACCUGAGAGACCCUCGUCCUGAAGCUACUAGUCUCAGCUCCUAGACCCACUGCUCGACCCGGAUCACACCCUGGUCGUUUGACCGAGUGAUAGUCUGCUCAUUUAAUAAUUAGAAACCUAUCUAACGUUGCAUCAAAAAAUCACGUUUUUUAGUUCGUCGAUCAAAAGCUAAAAAGCUAGUUAGCUGAAUGCCUUAGCCUGUCAGUACUGGGAAAGGAAGCUAGCGCUAACUAGCACGUUUAGCUUUUAACGCUAGUUUUUUUUAAUGAUGGCAAAUCCCACAACCGAGGCACUGUUUUUGAUAAAGGACGUCAAGCCCGGAUCAAAGAAUUUGAACAUCGUCUUCAUUGUUUUGGAGAUCGGGAGAGUGACGAAGACGAAGGAUGGUCAUGAAGUGCGCUCCUGCAAGGUGGCCGACAAAAGUGGCAGUAUUGCCAUCUCUGUUUGGGAUGAGCUCGGCAGUCUCAUCCAAGCUGGCGACAUCAUCCGGCUCACGAGAGGGUAUGCGUCCAUUUGGAAGGGCUGUCUGACGUUGUACACUGGGAGAGGCGGUGACCUGCAGAAGAUUGGAGAGUUCUGCAUGGUGUAUUCGGAAGUGCCCAAUUUUAGUGAACCAAACCCAGACCUACAAGCUCAGUCCAACCAGCAAAACAAGUCUGGUAAACCCGACCAGAAUCCAAGGGGAAACUCCCCACCCAAUCAAAAUUCAGGUACAUCUGCACCGCCAGGUAAUGGUACCAUGCAGCCUUUUGUCAACAGCAACAACAACAACAACCCUCCGCCCGGUGCAACGCGGGACUCAUCGUUCGGUCCCACGGGCCGGCCCAAUGGACGCUCGCCAGGGAACGGAGCCCCGCCCCCGGUCACCGCCACCGGAGCCCCGCCCGCCACCAAGCCCUCGGUUACCAUUAGCAACGGCAGAGACCCCCGGCGUGCCAAGAGAUGAAGCUCGCCUUUAGAGUUUAGGCUCCUUCUUCGUUCAGCUGACACUGUUGCCAAACCUGAUGCUCACCAACCCGGAAACAAAAUAAUCCACUCUGGUGGCGUCUAGUACAGGUGUUUUUAUACAUAUAUAUCAAAAGUUUUUGUUAUUUUUAAACCCUAGUCACUUGUGUAUUGAGUAUAGGGCUGGUGUCUUGGCUCCGUCUGAGCGGUGGUGAGACGCCACUGCAUGGCGUUGGGCGGACACACGCUCGCUGUGGACACCGCCUGUCAUAUGCCAGUGUUACCCUCCCCCUCACACCCAGCCACGUCUUGUUUUAUGAAUCUAUACACCCUACUUGAACACUCAAUGCACUUUUGUUUUCACUUAAAUUAUGGCGGUCAUUUAUACUUCAGCAAACCACGUUUCAGCGGAGGCAGGAGGAAAACAAAGCCUUAAAGGGGGUGAUCAUGAGUACUUGGACUGAAUGCUCUCGUGAAGCGACUUCCUUUGUUUUUGUAACAAACCUUGUGAGUGACUGUAAAGCGAAAGGUGGUGAUUUAUCAUGUAUGAGGUGUAUAACAACUGGGGUCAAUGGAUUCUCAUUAGUGUUUGGCUUUUAAGGACCAUUUUUGGAAUCACUGGCAAAGAGGUUUAACAAAUAAAUGUUAAGAUUUUUACAUGACA